Jatropha curcas is the source of this 1590-nucleotide messenger RNA. RefSeq names its product Late embryogenesis abundant (LEA) hydroxyproline-rich glycoprotein family. Gene Ontology annotation, cellular component: plasmodesma; plasma membrane. The record is from RefSeq and is a predicted model, not a curated record. Gene Ontology annotation, biological process: defense response to other organism. NCBI's taxonomy places the organism in Eukaryota, Viridiplantae, Streptophyta, Magnoliopsida, Malpighiales, Euphorbiaceae.
UGUUUCUUUUUUUUUUUUUUUUUUUUUUUUUUUUGCACUUUUUGUUUUUCUUUCCAGAGGGAAAAGGCAAUAAUGUUUCACACUUGAAAGUGGGAGGAAAGAAAAAUUUUAAAAAAAAAUUAUAUAUCAAAGGUGUUAGAUUGGAUCUGACGAGGCAUUACCACAUUAGAGAAGAAGCAUGUAUAGAGCCACGUAUUAUUUUCCCAUGCAGAAACAGUCAGGAGGGCAGAGUUAUCCAUAUGUGAGCGAAGGACACUGUUGUCGCUAGUGGCCGCUGCCUUUUCUCUAUUCCGCUGACACAAAGUAGAGACAAAGUCCCCCAUAAUACUUUCGUGUUCCGGCCUUCUGGCACCAUUAUCAUACACAUUUAUUAGAGAAAACUAUUGUUUUGGGCAAGUUUCUUUUAGUAGAAAACUUUUUCUUUUAUUUUUUUUAAAUAAACCCUUCUUUAUUAAGUAGAAACCAGAGAGAAAAACAAAGAAAAAUCAGCUAAAAAAUAAGCCAACCAACCUUAAAAAAAAAAAGAUCACUUUAACUCCCAGUGACCCAACUCGCCCCCUUUUCCCCAACCUUUUUUGUUCCAUUUGUCCCGCAGAUUCUUCCUCUCUUCCGCCUUUUUCUCUCAUAUGCACUAGCCACCUUCACCAUAUGCACCAGUCCUUUUCCCUGACGUAUCCUCCUUUUCCAUCUUCAUUAUAUUAUGAUUUCCAUGGAAGAAGAAAACCAAAACCAAAACCAAACCCAAACCAAAAUGAACUGUGAAAAAGAAACACAUAAUCACAUGCACAUGGCACCAGCUUCACGGUGCACUGGGUGCACUGCAAGUGACCCUCGUCGGACUCUCUGUACAAUCAUCACCGUCUUUCUCCUCUUAGCCGGUCUUACCAUUCUUAUAGUCUGGUUAAUUUACCGACCCUACAAACCUCAGUUCACUGUAGUUGGUGCUGCCAUUUAUGACCUUAACACAUCAUCUCCACCUUUCAUCUCCACUUCCAUGCAGUUCACUCUUGUGACUAGAAAUCCUAACAAAAGAGUCUCCAUAAUCUACGAUAAACUCUCUGCUUACGUUUCUUACAGGGACCAAGCAAUAACGCCUGCAAUAGCGUUGCCUCCGCUUUAUCAUGACACGAAGAGCACUGUGGCGCUGUCGCCAGUGCUGGGUGGCUCUAAAGUGCCUGUGUCGGCGGACGUGGCGAAUGGGUUGGUGAUGGAUGAGAGUUAUGGGGUGGUGGCAUUAAGGGUUGUGUUGUUGGGGAGAUUGAGAUGGAAAGCAGGGGCAAUAAGGACAGGAAGAUAUGGGGUUUAUGUCAAGUGUGAUAUUUGGGUGGGUUUGAAGAAGGGUUUGAUAGGGCAAGUUCCUUUGCUUGGAUCUCCAAAGUGCAAAGUUGAUGUGUGAAAUUUUCCUCUCCUUAAUAAUUAAAGCUUCCUGUAAGGUUAAUCCUUGUUCUGCUUUUUGCCUUCUGUGAAUUUCUGCAAGUGCAUGUAGUUUUCUGUUUUUUAUAUUUUGCAGAGACACUUUCCUUUCUUAUGUAAAAUGAAUGUAAUAAGAUCAAUAAGAAACAGUAAUCAAUGUUGCAAUUCACAAAUUAA